Pelodiscus sinensis (Chinese soft-shelled turtle) is the source of this 5769-nucleotide messenger RNA. The record is from RefSeq and is a predicted model, not a curated record. Lineage: Eukaryota; Metazoa; Chordata; Testudines; Trionychidae.
GGUGGAGGGUCCUGAGGCCCGGCUUUGCCCUGGGGACUCUCCCUGCCUGCCUCCCUUUUGUGGGAGGUUAUUAACUUUCGUGCAAUGGAUGUGGGAGUGGCCGUGGCCAAAGAAAGAGACACUGCUAAAUAGAUAUCCUGAAUCAAGACAGGAUGUCAUCAUCUGUGCAUGUGCAGAAUAACAAUAUUCUUCUGUCAUAGUUGUAUGUUCAACAAAAGCUGUCUUUUCCUGAUGUUGCUGAGUUUUCAGCAUACAUGGAGGAGGACCCUAGAAAGCAGAACUGGAGUUCGUGUAUGAAAGUUAUGGAUAAACAUCAGACUGAACUGAACAAACUGUCACCCCAACUUAAAAGCAGAUCACAGAAAAACUUCCUACAACAAAACCUGUGUGAAAGUGAAAUGAGACGGUUGAAAGAAGAUGCCCUUAAUGAAAAUGUCACGUUCCAGGAAAAACUUCUUGAAGCACAGAUGGCAGUCAAUUCAACAGAAAUGUUUUUGCCUUUGUUUAAAGUCACUAUUGCUGCGAUGACAAAUGUGUGUAACCUUCCUACAUCAGAUAUAAUUAAGAUUUCUAAACAAGAGGAUUUACUGAUAAAGGAAUUAGAGACUCUAAAGCAUGUAAAAGAGUUGUUACUGCAUCUGCUUAGAACAACGGAGCAUAAAGAAAUAAGUAGUAAACAUAUCGAUGUUUUGAUGCACAAGUUAACUGAAAGUGAAAAUGAAAAUGAUGGUCUCAGAAAAGAAAUGCUUAUAACAGAGAGGCGUAUUGUAGAGCUUUCUUCUCGGCUUCAACUGGAAAAAGCAAAUGCUCUAAAAGCAGACCACCUAUCAAAGUCAGUAGGAGCUGUACAUUCCCACCUGCAAUGCCAGAUUCAAAAAAAGGAGGCUGAGAAUGAUCAGUUGAAAGCAAAAAUACAGACUCUGGAAAAGAAAAUUAUUGAGUGGAAGCUUCAAAUUGGUGAAAACAAACACCAAAUUUUAGCUGUUAAGGAAACAAAUGAGCAAAGGAAGAAAGCUUUGAAAAAAGCAACCAGAGCUCAGAAACAAAGAGCUGAACAUUUUGAAGCAUCUGUUGAAAAUUUAACUUCCAAAAUUAGAAAGAGGGAAGUCAAAUUGUCUGAGGUACUUUCAGCUUCCAGUGUCUGGAAAAAUCAUUAUGAGAAGGCUGUAGAAGAAAAGACUAGGUUAGAGGUUCAAACUGAAACUCUGAAGGAGCAGAUCACAAAGCUUUUGGAGGACCUGAAAAAAAUACAAGAUCAUGGAAGAAAUUCAAAUGAAGAAAUCUGUGGAAAGCUUACUUCUAUCAGUUCAGAAAAGGCAAAUAUUCAUCUUGAAAAUGCAAAAUUAAAGGCUUUACUUACUGCUUUGGAAGACAACACUGUUGCAACUGAAGCUGAACUCUUAGACCUACAAGAAGAAGUAAAGCAGCAGGAAAACCUUGCUGAGCAGUAUAAAACUGAGGUACAAAAAUUACAAACAGAAGCAGAAGAACUGAAAACCAGAUAUGAAAAAGUGUUAAAUGAGAACAAAUUAAUAACAGAAGCCAAAGAUUUAGAGAUCAGUGAGGUGAGAAGUCAGAUGCAGGCUCACUUGAAGGAGUUAGAGCAUGUUCGUGACUUACAGAAAGCAGCUGAAGAGAGACUGCAGGAGUAUCAGGAAAACAUGUUGUCCUAUAGAAGGAGCUAUGCAGACAAAUCCAAAACCAUUAGGGAGCUACAGGUUCAGAUUGACAACAACAACAGGUUCUUAAGAAAAAAUUCGUUGGAAGAUGAAAAGUAUAACAUUGAGAAGAAAUAUGAAUAUCUUAAAAGACAGUUAGAAAAGAUGGAUGUACAAAAUCAAGAACUUGCACAUCAAUUGGCAAACCAAGAGGAAAGUCUUCAGCACACUGAAUUGCAACUUAAAGAGAAAUUAGCAGAAUAUGAUGCUUUAGCCAGACAAUUGGAGGCUGCUUUGGAAGAAGGCAGAAAAAAGGAGUCUGAAGAGGUGGAAAAAAUGUCAUCCAAAGAGAGAGCUCUUCAGACAAAAAUAUUGGCUCUUGAAACUGAAUUAAGAGAGAGACGAGAAGAGCGAAAGCGACUUGUCUCCAAAUUAAAUAAUAGUGAGAAACAACAGCAAGUAUGUUUGAAAGAAUUAGAGCACAAUCUACAAAAAUCAGAAAACCAGACCCACAGUAUCCAGAAUUAUGUACAAUUUUUGAAAAACUCUUAUGUAACAAUGUUUGGCUGAUUUCUUUUAUUUAGAAUACUUCAAAUAAUAAGGGUAGAGUCUUAUGAAAUGCUGAGUGUCCUUAACAUUCAGAGAAGUCAGUCGAAGUUGAACACACUUUACUGGAUUGGAUCCUACGUUGUUAGGGCCUGCUAGGGAAUCUCUUGUUCCAAGUUUCUCAGAAUUGAGUCUUACCUUGAUGUAUAUGUACUGAUCGUGUUCUGAAUGUUUACAUGGCAGAACUAAUCUGAACAACAGUGAAAGGAAAAACUGCACAUCUCCUCAAUGAAAGAUGUGUUACUAUUAUUCACUGUACUUAUGUUGCUGUAGAGAUCCUAGCUAGGUUAAAUUUGCGCUUCAGCUACCAUGAUAGUAAUAGAAAUACUGUUCUUAAUAUUUUGUAAAUAUGUAAUACAUAACUGAAAGAAAGUCCAUGAAAAUUACUAUAUGAAAACUAAGUGUGGUGACAUGCUUCCCGAGAAUGGCCCCAGUUCAACAAAGUAUUUAAGAAUAUCACUCAUUUUAAGCAAAUGUGUAGUUCAUUUUAAGUCAGUGGGGUUGCUUAUGUCUAAAACAAGCCACAUGCCUAAGUACCUAGCUGAACUGGGCCCAGUUGGUUUUCUAUAACAAAAUAAACUGGGCCUAGUUGAUUUUCUAUAGCAAUACUUACCGAAGUGUAAUAUGAUUUUUAAAGGAUAACAGGUUCAGAUAACAUAUUAAAAUCUCAAUAUAUGAAUUGUAAACAUUAAAUAUUCUAUAAAUGUUCUCUUUAUAGAUACAAAAUACAAUUGAAGUUACUUAUUUUGUUUUAUAAGCAUGUUAUAACUAUUCUUUUGCCAAUUUAUAAAACUACUAGCAAUUAAACAUUGAUUGGUGCAUCACUGUUUUCUUUUUUCUUUGCUAUUAGGCAUCCGUGCCAACAAGCUAAUGGUAUAUACGGUAUUAUGCUGCUCAUGUACAUGCUACACUUUACUUAAAUUUCCUUAUAUAUAUUUCAUUAUUGUGUCACAAGCACAGUACUUUCCAUUACACUUUUUUGGUUGCCUGCAUUAAAAAACUAACAUUAAAUUUUAUUUUGAUUAAGUUUAACAUUUUCCCUUACCACUUCAGAAUUUACCUGUUUAGUGAUACUGAACAAUAAUGAAUGAAGAAACAUCAAGAUAUGAGCGGUAAAACCAUCAAUCCAGUGUAAGAUUUACUUUUAAAUCUAGGACAGACCAAUCAAAUACCAUAAAAGUUACUUGAGUAUGUGUAAGCUUAUUAAUUGAUAAAUUAUUUAAAGAAAUUCCAAUAAAUUGCUUUUAAUCUAUCCUCUGCUAUCCAGGAAAUUAGAAAAACCUGAAUCUUUUGUCUUUACUGUAAUGCAAUAAUCUUUCAGAAAUAGGGCUUGAAUUGGUUUGGACAUUGCCUAACCUAUCAGUUAGGUAUCAUUCUGAGUUCUCAACUAAAAUGCCAUGGUCUGCCAGAGAGCUCAGCAACCUUUAGAUCAGCCACAGAAUCGAAUUUGUAAUAGUUUUAUUAGUGCAAUCAGUAAUACCACAAAUUGCAACAUAGCAAAGAAAACAGAAAUGACACAAAGCACUUGCAUGCUCUCAUCAUCUUUUCCAGGGAGAUCCUAUGGAGGUAAAAUGUCAUCCAAGGCAUGGCAGGUUCCACGUAAUCUCCUUGUGGUACACUAGCCAAGUAUCAGCUUCUGUUGUGAGUUGUGCUAAUACCUGCUGUACAUCACGCAAAAGGAGUGGAAGCUUCAGCCUGUUCUUUGACCAUACUUCCUAGUUAUGCUCUCAUCUCAUGGGUAACUAGGCCUUCUACGUCAAGCAUAUUAAUAUAUAACAUCACCUGAUCUCCAUAGCAUUCUUGCAGUUGAACAUGUGCCAAUAUUUUUAUUUUAAAAUAUCCAGAAACAAUAUAAACUGGUAUGCUGCAGUUACCUGGCAGCAGUUUGGCUAAGCUUGCUUGUUACAGCACUCUAUCUUGUGACAGGGUUGUGACAUUUUAUCAUAUAGGUUCAUAUACUGGUAAGUUGCUGAUGUCAAGUCUUUAGCUCUUAGAUUUUAGUUAAUUUUGCUAAGAUAACAUCCUAUAGGCUUGAGAUUUCUAGGUUUUUGCAUUAUUCCCUUAAUCCCUACCUAUACAUUACCUUCCAUAACUGGCUACAUGCAUUAGUGGAAUUGGUGACACAGUUUCAGAGCAAGUUUGUUUGAUUCAAAUAUCACCUGAAUAGAAUACAUCUCAGUUGGGUCAGGCUGACUGACAGUAAUCCACUGCUCAGAAAACACUAAGCCACUGAGAUAUCGGGUUGAAGUUGCUAGUUUGGUAGUUAAAAAAAUAUUUUUGUAAACUGAGAAAAAAAUUGUAGAAAUCAUUAACACCCUUUUCUUGCAAAUGCUUAUGCGUGCACUUAACUUUAUGCCAGUUGAAGCUAAUGGAAUUACUCAUACGCUGCAUCCAUUGUUUAAUUUUUCAUGUGCAUCAAGUUAAGCUUGUGCAAGACUGAGUCUGUGGACCAUGUGUUUUUGUAUAAAGUAAAUUCUGUGAAAGUAUUUACAGGAUUGAAGUGUAAGAGACAGCGGCUAUUCAUCCUUUUUACCCACACAUUUGGAUGCUUCUACUGUAGGUAGUUGCUGCUGGAAAACACCGAGGUUCAUUUGAGGCUAUUAAAUUACCAAUUGAUUCUCUGACUGUGCCUAAGUAUUAUUUACUUGGAAGCCAGAAUGAAUUAAUGCUAAUCAAAUAAAAUAAUAUUUUAUACACACACCAGGAGAAAUAUUAGAGAAAUAAUAGGCCCAUUAAUACAUUAUGGGAGAUCAGAGUCCAAUAUCGACUAGCAAAAGUACUGAAUUCUUUGUUUAAAUCUCUGUUCAACUACUGAAAAAAUAAAUUAAGUUUAUAUAUUCAGAAAUAAGAAAGGCAUUGUAAAAAUAACUUCGCAAGGAACUGGGAACAAGAAGAGAACACUUGGAAAAUUUGAACACAUAAAAGUCAACUGGCAUGUAUGCAAGUCAUGCCUCAUAGAUCAGAGGUUCUUAAAUUGUGGUCUGUGGAGGAUUUUGUGUUUUGCAGAGAGCUGGUUGAUGACAUGGUACUACAUCCCUCCCCCUUAUUUCCAGUUGUUACAUGGUAUUAAAAGAAAGUUGCAAAUAUGUUGCCUCAGAUAUUACAGGAUUGUGAACUGGAGGGCUGCAGACAAUCUCCGUAUUUACUACACAAAGGAACAAAAUAUAUUCAACUAACUAGCUUACCUGUCAAAAAAGUACUCAUCCUGGGCAAGUGAGUAACUUUUUGCAUGGUUGAACUAAUAAUCUGGAUAAACAGAUAUUCAGUAGAAGAAAUUGUGUGGUGAUAGCGACAGCACAUUAGACAUCAUGUUUGUAGUAUCAAAUGAGAGCAACAAAGACCAAAGCAGUUUUAGGCAUUGGAACAACAGCCCAGGAAAUUAAGUCUAUAUGAUUCCGAAGUAGUGCGCACAGGAUAUAAUGAUCAAUUAUGCACGUUUUAUGUACAGGAAAAUAUGGACACAUGGAGAGUAUACAGAGAUGUUUGGGGUGUAUAUGGUAUAUUG